This is a messenger RNA of Rotaria sp. Silwood1, 518 nucleotides long. NCBI's taxonomy places the organism in Eukaryota, Metazoa, Rotifera, Eurotatoria, Philodinida, Philodinidae. The record is from the annotation of a GenBank genome assembly.
UACUGCUGAUAAUCGUUAUAUAAUAUCAACUGGUUAUUGGGAUAAAAUUUUUCGUGUACAAAAUACUGAUAUAGCUAAAAUUACACAAGUACUCUAUGGCCAUUUUGAUAUUGUUACAUGUGUAUGUCGUUCGGAAGUAACUAUUGCUGGAAAUUUUUUUCUUGCAACUGGUUCACGUGGUUGUACAGUUUGUAUUUGGAUAUGGAAUGGUACAAAAGGUGCAAUAGUUGAUCGUGAAUAUCCAAAUCAAGAAAUCAAUCCAUCACCAGCAGCAAUUUUAACUGGCCAUGAUAGAGAAAUCACAUGUUUAUGGAUAUCAGCUGAACUUGGUAUUGUUUUAAGUGGUAGCGAACAAAGGCUCUUACGUCAACAUACACUUAAUGGUGAUAUAUUACGUUCAUUUGAAAAUCCAUCAAAAAUAUCUACACCACGUCUAUUAUCACCAUCAAAUGAUGGUGAUAUUAUUGUUUUUUAUGAUCGUUCAAAAUUAUGUUUAUAUACAUUAAAUGGAAAAUUAA